CAAGUUGUUGUUUUAAAGAGAAAUCUUGUGUGAUAUUUAUCCAAAUCAAAGUCUAAUUUUCAAUUUCCUGGCAUUUUUGCACUUAUUGCAGCUAAUUUGUAUAUACAGUGUACAUAGAGAUGAGCACACAACAAACUCGUUCGGGGGGCGGCGGCGGCCGCACUCAGAAAAAAUCAAAUUCCGCUCACAUUGGCGGUGGCGGUGGCAACAAUGAUACCGGUGCUAUCACACAUGGCGCAGCGGUACAUAAGAAAGCCGAUGCGAACAAGACAGAAAAACCCGAGAAGGCCCAACCAAAGGCCACCACGGAACAGUUGCGCAUUGCCCAGAUAACCAAUAGCACCACAGAGGAUCCGCAGAUCAAUGAAAAGGUCACCCUAUUGCUAACAAUGACCCAACGUUCCGAGGAGGAAGUCUGCUGCGCCUUGAAUGAGUGCGAUUAUGAUCUGGAGGCGGCGGCCAAUUUCUUGAUUGAGAUUCUACCACAGGGCGCCUUUGCCAAGUACGAGAAAAAACGCAAGAAUAAGACUGCAAAUGCAGUUGCGGAUGGCGCCGGCGGGGAUGCCGAUUGGGCAGAUGGCAACGCAAAUGCGGACAGGCGCGAAAAGUCGCGCAAUCGCAGCGCCAAUCGCGGUGGACGCGGCGGCACCGACAGUCGCGGCUGGCGCGGCAGAGAGGCCCGUGAGAAUGACCGCAACAUGCGCGAAUCUCGUGGCGGCGAUCGCGGUGAAGAUCGCGCCAAUGACAACUAUCGUGGUCAGCGUAAUGGCGGGCGCGGCGGUCCUGGCGGCGGCGCCGGUGGUGGCGGUCGCGACGGUGUACGGGGCGGCGGUUUUAUGUCACGCCCCGGACGCGGCGGUGGUCGCAUGGGCGGUCGCAGUGGCGGGCCGCGCGGUGAUCGCGGCUACGGCUUACGCAACAAUGCCAACAAUGAGGAUCACCACGAGGUUGAGCUCUGGGACAACACCAUAGCGCAAAAUGCCGAGAAACAGCAACAGCAGCAGUCGCACGACGACGCCUGGGGCGACUGGAACAACGAGGAGUACGAGGGCUCGCUCAAGGACAGCAAAGUCUUUACACCGAGCAAUCUCAACUCGCAGACGGCGGCCAGCGUGGUAAGCGGUGGCGGUGCGGCGGUUACAGCCGCUGAGUUAUCAGCACCGCCAGGCCUGGAACAUCAUCAUCUGGGCGGAGGUGUAGCACAAGGAUCUCAUCUGAGUGCGCUGGUUGGCAGCAGCGAGGACAGCGGUAGCUCGGCGCCAGCGCCAGUCGCCAGCAUUUCCGGCACAUCAGCGGCGACGCCGAUGAUGCAGUACAGCGCAGCGGUCAGUAAUCCGCCUCCACAGCUGCAGUCGGUGGUAAGCACACCGAGCAGCGUUGCGGGCGGUGGUGCGAGCGUUGCGCUGAAUUCCUCACCCUAUGUCGCCAAUGCUGCCGCCGAUACAUUCUCGAGCGCUGCCUCCGCGGCUGCCACGUUAGUGCAGCAGGCCCAGCAACAGGCGCAGCAGCUUCAACAGCAACAGCAGACGCCACUGAAGCCAUCGGCCACACUUUCAGCGGAACAAUCUCAGUAUUUCAACUCGCUGACGUCGCAGGGCGCCAGCCCGACAGCCGCUGCAGCGGCAGCGGCAGCUGUGCAGCCCUCAAUGGCGGCCGUUUAUGGCAGCCAAAGCAGCGGCUCAACGGCUCAGUAUUCGAGCACGUAUGCGAAUGUGUUCGCCUCGGCGCCCGGCUCCAGCAUGGGCACGCCCAACAGCAACAGUGAACAGUCGCAACAGCCGCAGGUGCGGCGGGCACGCGUCAAAUUGCCGCCACCCUCGAAGAUACCCGCCAGUGCAGUUGAAAUGCCCGGUGAUAAUGCCCUGAACAAUAUUGGCUACUUGGAUGUGCAAUUCGGUGCCAUGGACUUUGGCACAGACGACAGCUUCGAUGCGCUACCAGAGAAGUUCAAUGCGGGCGUCAGUAUCGACGGGCAGCAGCAGCAGCAACAGCAGCAGGAUGACUACCAGACCAAGUCACAGCAGCAGCAGGCAGCGCUCUCCGCCGGGCUACAGAACGCGCAAAUUUUGCAGGGUGAUGCUUUAAGUGCGGGCGGCUAUGCGACGCGGUCGACGGUGCAGCAGCAGAGCGGCAAUGCGCUGGAUCAGCUGACCAAGAGCGAUCCGUACGGACAGGCGGGCAGUGGCAACAAUGGCGCGACGCCAUAUCAGAAUGCGUAUCAGAACAGCGCCGCCAGCAAGGCGAACAGUGCCUAUCAGACGUCUGCAGGCGUGCAGGGCUACAAUAGCUCCAGCUAUGCAAACGUUCAGUCCUCGGUGGCGAACAGCUACCAGCCCUCUAGCUAUGCCAGCUAUCAGGCCAAUGCAGUCAAUUCCUAUCAGCAGCAGCAACAGCAGGCGGCUGGCAAUGCGCAGAACGCGACGGGCAGCGUUGGCGGCAGCGGUGCGGCAACACAAAACAUUCCGAUCAGCGGUAGCGGCGGUCAAAACAGCUCCAGCGCGAAUGCGAGCUCCGCCUAUCUCACAUCGGGUUAUUCGACACCACAAAGUGCUUACCAGUCCAGCCAGAGCGUCUAUGGCAAUACUGGUCUCUCCAACAGCAGCGGGUUUGCUGGCAGCGCAAGCAACUCGUCCUCGCAGUAUGGUAACUUUAGUGCUAGUGCCAAGCUUAAGGAUGCCGCGGCAGCCGGAGCUGCAACGCAUUAUGACAGUGUCUCCACGAGCAGCGGCGUGAGCAGCAGCAGUGCCAGCACUGGCAACGGUGCGGCGGGCGUGGUCAGCGGUGCGACAGGUGCUAAUCAGGCGGUCGUUUCCAAUACCAACAACAACGUGAGCGGCAGCAGUUCGGCCAGCAGCGUUGCGGCUGGUGGCAACAACAGCAACAGCAGCAAUGUGGUGGCAGUUAGCAGCCAGGGCGGCAGCUCGAUAGCGGGCGUAAGUGUAAGCGGCGGUGUUGGUGGCGGUGUUGUCGGCGGCAGUGCGUCCAGCGUCGGUAGCGGCGGCGUCGUUGGCGUCGGCGUUGGCGUGGGCGUUGGCAGUGGCAACAAUGCCGGCUCUGUCCAGGCCGUUGCACAAACAUCGGCGGGCACCGCAGCGGUGCUGGCCUCGCUGACCAACAAGAACAGCAGCAGCAGUAACAGCAGCGGCAGCGGUAAUGGCGGCACCGGCGGCGUCGGCGCUACAACCGGCGGCAGCGUCGGCGCAGGCGGCAGCAGCAGCUCAACUGGUGCUGGUGGUGCUGGUAGUGGUGGUGGCAGCGGCGGCGGCAGCAGCGGCUUGGUGCCCACCAACAUCCAAAUGGUUAGUCAAUAUAUUCAGACUGGAUUGCCAUACUAUCAGCAACCAGUUUAUUCCUACGAGGAAUUACAAAUGAUGCAACAGAGAGUGCCACAUGUGCAAGGGUAUUACGAUCUGAACUACACGCCCACCAGCCUGGGCGCCGGACGCGACAAUCUGGGCUCAGUGGCAUACUCAACCAUGACUGAUGGACGCUUCGCGCGCACCGACAAUAACUCCAGUCCUGUUAGUAAUGUGUCUAGCACAAUGUCGCAACAAGCUGGCUCCAGUGCGCCCAUGCUGAAUGUUCCUUAUGCAUAUUUCUAUGGUGGCAAUGUAAUGCCCGGCGGUUUCCAAUAUGGCACGCCAGCCAUCUAUCCACAACAAAUACCGGCUGCCAAUACCGCAUCCGGUGGCCAGUUCCCAAAGCCUUCGUAUAGCGCGGGCUACGGCUCGACAAGUUAUGAUACGCUCUCACAAACCACUCAGGAUUAUAGCAAGGGCGGCUACUCGUCCAGCGUGAAUCAGCAGAGUAAAACCCAAACGGUUUCCAAUCAGCCGCAGGCGGGCACCGGCUCCGAUCUGACCUCAUCCAUGUACGGCAAGGGUCACGUGGCGCUAAACAAGGUCAAUUCGUAUGAGAAGCAGAGUUUCCACUCGGGCACACCGCCGCCAUUCAACAUGGCCAAUACGCAGACAGCUGGCGGCACCUCGGCCCAGCCGUAUGGCAUGUAUCUGCCGAUGCCAGCGGCCGGACAUCACAAUAUGAUACAUCCGCCUAUCCAUCAGGUAGAGUACAAUUCCGAACAGCAGUUUUUAUUAAAUCAAGAACAAAACAUUCAAGUCGCGUACGAGAAUGAGCAAAUGUGGCAUCAGAACCAACAUAAUAAUCAUGACUAUGCAAUGUCGGGACACAAUCAGCAAGAUAAUAGCAACUAUAUACAAGACGAUCUCAGUGGCAUAUCGUUUUUCGCUGAGUGAAGCAAUUGUGAUAAACUGAAUAUCCAAUUCGAAUCGAAUGAAGCAACAUUAUUUAGCAACAUUUUAGCAAAAUUAACAAUCUACACACACGCAUUUUACACACACUCGCACUAAUAUCACACACACAUACACACACACCUUCUCUCUGUCAUAUAUUUAUUGUUUAUUAACUAACGACACUUGAAACUCAUGAUAAUGCAUGUUAUUUGCGGGCCAUUUAACAUUCCUAAUCAAAAUUUUCAAUUAGUUUUACAUAUAGUUUAUUGUUUCGUUUUUAGUUUUUGUUUUUACACGUAGUACUUGUUUUAUUUUAUGUUGUUGUUGCUGUUGUUAAACCUCAAAACUCAUAUUAACAUAUUCAAUCUGAAAAAAAAAAAAACAAAAAUACCUACAAAUUCACUUGGCACAUUGCGCACUAUUCUUUUUAGCAUUAACCCAAUUUGGUUUAAGUUUUAUUUCAUUCACAAAUAAAGGCUGCAAAUCGCGAACCAGUUGAGCAGAAACUAAACCAUAAAAACUAAACUGCACAGAAAAAAGAAUAUUCUGAACCAUGUUAAGAACUGUGAUAUAGUUUAAUUAUCGCAAGCUUUAAAGCAUAAUUUGGCUCAUAUUCGAAGAAUAACAUGGAGUACUGUGAUGUGGUUCAGUUUCCAAGCCUUAUAGAGAACUGUGAUAUGUUUCAUUCGCGAGCUUAAAUUCGCAAACCUCGUAAUGUAUCACACUAAGAACUGUGAUAGUAAACAAUUGAUCAAAUCUUCCUUACGCACAAUAAUCAGCUUUCGGUUCGUGGUGUUUUGUAGCCUUAAUUAACCCGUUUUAAUUUGUAGCAUUUGUUUUAAACGUAGCUAACAAAAAUACAUUUUCAUGCAUUUUGUUUUGUUCACAGAGCUAGGCUCAUUUUGCUUUUCGCGGGAAUAUUUUUGCGCUCUCUUGCUGCCCCUAGUUAGUUAGUUCAAGUUAUUUAGUUAGUUAGUUAAACUUCACACACUCGCACACCUUUUCUCUUAGUGAGCUUAAUUUCAUCUAGUUCUGGAGUUAUGCGCUAUGGGAUCUGCAGCCAAGUGCAAGAAAACCAAAUAAUAAAU
This is a messenger RNA of Drosophila novamexicana, 5341 nucleotides long. RefSeq names its product protein lingerer (gene lig). NCBI's taxonomy places the organism in Eukaryota, Metazoa, Arthropoda, Insecta, Diptera, Drosophilidae. The transcript has 12 exons. The record is from RefSeq and is a predicted model, not a curated record. Gene Ontology annotation, molecular function: protein binding. The coding region runs from base 120 to 4256 and encodes 1378 amino acids. Gene Ontology annotation, cellular component: cytoplasm; nucleus.